Messenger RNA from Impatiens glandulifera, 1230 nucleotides. Its product is annotated as cytosolic sulfotransferase 15-like. Gene Ontology annotation, molecular function: sulfotransferase activity. The transcript has a single exon. The coding region runs from base 47 to 1042 and encodes 331 amino acids. Gene Ontology annotation, cellular component: cytoplasm. The record is from RefSeq and is a predicted model, not a curated record. Gene Ontology annotation, biological process: sulfation. NCBI's taxonomy places the organism in Eukaryota, Viridiplantae, Streptophyta, Magnoliopsida, Ericales, Balsaminaceae.
UCAACAUAUAAGGAACACAAAUAGUGUAGGAAGAAGAUUAUAAACUAUGGAAAUAGUAGAAGAGAGAGGUUCAAUUGAACAUCUUCUUGAAAGCCUUCCAAGAGAGAAAGAUUGGGUGAGUAAUGGUAAUGGUUUCAUUCUAUACGAUGGUUUUUGGAUGCCUCCUAAGUUUCUCCCUCGAGUGUUGUCUUUCCAGCAUCACUACAAAGCCGAGCCAAGUGAUAUCUUUUUAAUAACACUCCCCAAAUGUGGCACAACCUGGCUCAAGGCCCUUGUCUUCUCCAUUGUGAACCGCCACCGUUUCUCUUUGUCCGAUAGCCCUUUGCUCCGACAAAACCCCCAUGCCGUCGUAAGGUCCUUUGAGUCCGACCUCGACUUGCAAGACCCAAAAUCCUAUCUUGAAGGUCUCCCUCGUCCCCGGAUCAUAUCCACCCACCUUCCCUAUCACGCCCUACCUCCAUCCGUAAGAACCUCUGGCUGUAAGAUUGUCAGCAUUGUCCGUGACCCACGUGAUCAGUUUGUUUCGUCUUGGAAAUUCACUGAUAAGGUCUGUCACGAUUACACUACCAUUCGUCCAAUUGAGGAGUGCUUUGACUUGUUCUGCCGUGGAGUUCAUAACUCAGGACCAUUUUGGGACUAUUUCCUUGGUUCUUGGAAUGCCAGCCUAGAGAGGCCAGACGAGGUGUUUGUCACGAGGUACGAGGAAAUGAAAGUGUCUCCGGUUUCUGAGACGAAGAAGCUGGCGACUUUCUUAGGUUUACCAUUCACGGAAGAAGAAGAUAGAGAAAGGGUGGCGGAGGAGAUAGUGAAGUUGUGUAGCUUUGACAAUUUGAAGGGCUUAGAGGUUAACAAACAAGGGCGCCGUCCUGUUGGGGUUCCCCAUGAGGCUUUCUUUAGGAAAGGAGAAGUGGGCAAUUGGACUGAUUACUUAACUUCUUCCAUGGCCGAUCGCUUGCAAAAGAUCAUGGACGACAAGUUUGCCAACUCCGACUUGUUGACAUUUUAUCAUCCAACAAACAGUAAUAAUGAGGAUUGCGCAUAAUUAUUAUUUUGUAUUUGUAAGUUCUAAGUGUCAGUUAUUUUACUAUCUAUCAAAUAAAAUUGAGGAACCAAAAUCUCUCCGUUAUACUGGUCAUUGAAAUAUGACCAGCAGUUCGAUGGUGUAGUUUCGGCCUAGUUAAUUGUGUUUGUAUGCUUUUUUAUUAUAUAAAAUAACCUCUCUUUGAAUCA